GAAUGUGGAAGGUGCCCGCGUGCUCUUCCCGGCAUCCUCCUGGCCGCCCGCACGAUGCCAGGUGGAAGCGGCAACGCUAUCCCCGUCUGAUCAAUCCGCCAGUGCCCGGCUGCCAGAGGCUACCGCCGCUCCUUCAUCCAUCAUACUCUGCCCCUUUCCCUUCACGAUAAUACUAUAUGGAUACGGGAGGAUAAAACACUGUUGAAGGCUGCACAUCCGGAAAGUAGAAUAUCAGCCCCAGAAACAAAGAUAAAGUCUGCUUCUGGAUCAACAAUGUGCCAACAGCCAUAUCGCCACACAACUCUGCCCCAGACUUUGCAACCUCUUGCUAUUGAACCUCUACUCUUAAAGCAACCCCAGAAUCUUCAGUCUACCUCAUCUGCAGUGAUGUCACGAUCCUCACAGUUGUUACCCGCACAGAUGUGUAAACCAUCUCAAUCAGAGCUUGUUCUUUUGUCACAAGAGAAAGUACCUUCCUUUGAUGCACCCCAAGAUCCUAUUUUAGCAGACCUCUGUAGGCCAUUACUUUGUAAAUUGUGCAAUGUAUCCCUGAAUUCAACACAGCAAGCACAGGCACAUUAUCAGGGCAAAAACCACUCAAAGAAACUUCGUAAUUAUUACGCUGGGCAUCAGUGUGUGGCUACUCCCAAACUGACUCAUUUUGUAGAUCAACCAGGCAUACAACUUCACCCACCAGCAUCCCAGUCAGGAUCCUCCAAGACGGCAGGUCGUGUGAUACUGGCCACAGCAAAUGAUUACUGCAAACUCUGCGAUGCUUCUUUUAGCUCCCCAGCUGUGGCACAGGCACAUUAUCAAGGAAAGAACCAUGCCAAGAGACUGCGGCUAGCAGAGGCUCAGAAAUCCAAUUCAUUUUUAGAGGCAACAGAGCUCACAAAGAGAAGACCAAGGAAAGAAGGGAAUGAAUUUAAAAUUGUGCCAAAUCGUCGUAAUCUACAUGGAGUUCAAAAUACACUAGGUCCUUACUCUAAUCCACGCUCCCGUCAACGGAUUCCACGUGACCUAGCAAUGUGUGUAACACCAAGUGGACAGUUCUACUGUUCAAUGUGUAAUAUUGGUGCAAGUGAGGAACAAGAAUUUCGGCUUCAUCUUGAAAGCAAACUGCAUAAGAGCAAGGUGUCAGAGCAACGAUACCGCAAUGAGAUGGAAAAUCUUGGCUAUGCAUGAAGCCUUGGAAAUAAGUGCAUCUUGAAACUUUAUGAGAUGGUUAUAAUUGUUGAUGACACAUUCACAAUUUCUGUAUAGAAAAUGUAAAGA
This is a messenger RNA of Hemiscyllium ocellatum (epaulette shark), 1275 nucleotides long. RefSeq names its product zinc finger, matrin-type 3 (gene zmat3). The record is from RefSeq and is a predicted model, not a curated record. Gene Ontology annotation, molecular function: nucleic acid binding; zinc ion binding. The coding region runs from base 274 to 1185 and encodes 303 amino acids. The transcript has 7 exons. NCBI's taxonomy places the organism in Eukaryota, Metazoa, Chordata, Chondrichthyes, Orectolobiformes, Hemiscylliidae.